Molecule: messenger RNA, 4571 nt
Organism: Thamnophis sirtalis
Lineage: Eukaryota; Metazoa; Chordata; Lepidosauria; Squamata; Natricidae
Source: RefSeq, a predicted model, not a curated record
GACGGGGGUGUGUGUAUCCCCGUCGUGGGUCCCGGCGGAAGAGUGAAGGGAGUCGUCUGAACGGCAACAUCUUACAGCAAAGGGAAAAUAAGACGGCGCGUUUAGCGCUGGAGAACCGGAGACACGCCAGUCACCACGGAUUCAUCCGUAGCCAGCGCGGCGGCAGGGGCGCAGCCACCUUCGCUGCCGCCGCCGCCGCCGCCUCCAUUAAGGAUGUCGCGCAGAAAGAGAAAUGCAGGAAGCAGUUCAGAUGGAACAGAAGACUCAGAUUUCUCUACAGACCCAGAACAUACAGACAGUUCAGAAAGCGAUGGUACAUCACGCCAGUCUGCCCGUGUGACACGAUCUUCUGCUAGGCUCAGCCAGAGUUCACAAGAUUCCAGUCCAGUUCGCAAUCCACCAUCAUUUGCAGUAGAAGAGCCUGUUUAUUCUACUCGAAGAAUAACCCGCAGUCAGCAGCAACCUACUCCUGUAACUCCAAAGAAAUAUCCUCUGCGACAAACACGUUCAUCUGGUUCCGAAACAGAGCAAGUGGUUGAUUUUUCUGACAGAGACACAAAAAAUGCAGCUGACCAUGAUGAGUCCCCACCCCGCACUCCAACUGGGAAUGCUCCUUCUUCAGAGUCUGAUAUUGAUAUCUCUAGUCCCAAUAUGUCACAUGAUGAAAGUAUUGCCAAGGAUAUGUCCAUGAAAGAUUCAGGGAGUGAUUUAUCCCAUCGUCCCAAAAGACGACGUUUCCACGAAAGCUAUAAUUUUAACAUGAAAUGUCCCACCCCUGGCUGCAAUUCAUUAGGACAUCUGACAGGAAAACAUGAGCGACAUUUUUCUAUAUCUGGAUGCCCUCUGUAUCAUAAUCUUUCAGCGGAUGAAUGCAAGGUGAGAGCUCAAAGUCGAGACAAACAAGUGGAAGACCGGAUGCUUUCUCAUCGACAGGAUGACAACAAUAGACAUGCUACCAGGCAUCAGGCACCAACUGAAAGACAAUUGAGAUAUAAGGAGAAAGUUGCAGAGAUGAGAAAGAAGAGGAAUGCAAGCUUAACUAAGGAGCAAAAGGAAAAAUACAUGGAGCAUAGACAAAUCUAUGGCAACACGAGAGAGCCCCUUUUAGAGAAUCUGACCAGUGAGUAUGACCUAGAACUAUUCCGACGAGCGCAAGCAAGAGCUUCUGAAGAUCUUGAAAAGCUGCGACUUCAGGGCCAAAUCACUGAAGGUAGUAACAUGAUCAAAACAAUUGCUUUCGGCCGCUAUGAACUGGACACCUGGUACCAUUCUCCCUACCCAGAGGAGUAUGCCCGGCUUGGGCGUCUCUACAUGUGUGAAUUCUGCCUCAAAUAUAUGAAGAGUCAAACAAUACUUCGUAGACACAUGGCAAAAUGUGUCUGGAAGCAUCCUCCAGGAGAUGAAAUCUACCGCAAAGGCCCAAUCUCAGUAUUUGAAGUAGAUGGGAAAAAGAACAAGACUCUGUAUUACGAUGUUGAACCAUUUCUUUUCUAUGUCAUGACAGAAGCUGAUAACACAGGAUGCCACCUAAUAGGCUAUUUUUCCAAGGAGAAGAACUCAUUUCUCAACUAUAAUGUUUCUUGCAUACUGACAAUGCCUCAGUACAUGAGGCAGGGUUAUGGUAAAAUGCUUAUCGAUUUCAGCUAUUUACUCUCCAAAGUGGAAGAGAAAGUUGGAUCUCCAGAAAGGCCCCUCUCAGACUUGGGACUUAUUAGCUACCGUAGUUACUGGAAGGAGGUUCUUCUCCGUUAUCUGCAUAAUUUCCAAGGCAAAGAAAUCUCCAUCAAAGAGAUCAGCCAAGAGACAGCUGUCAAUCCUGUCGACAUUGUUAGCACUCUGCAAGCCCUUCAGAUGCUCAAGUACUGGAAAGGCAAACACCUGGUCCUAAAAAGACAGGAUCUUAUUGAUGAAUGGAUAGCCAAAGAGGCCAAAAGGUCCAACAGCAAUAAAAUCAUGGAUCCCAGCUGUUUGAAAUGGAGCCCUCCCAAGGGCACUUAAUUAACCAGUCUCUCCAAAAAGUGUGAACAUCCCAUCACCAUGCUGCCGUCAUCUCCACUCUGGAUACUUUAUUUUUGUCCAUAGCUAGAAACAUCCUUUCAGAUCUUGGAUAUGUGUUUGCUCUUGGUACCAGCUCUCCCUUUUCAGAUGUUCCUGCAGUGUUUCACUUUUUUUAGAACCUUUUUGACCAUUGUCCAUGAGGCAAGAUUGAAAAGCUGAAAGAGUUCUGGACAAUAUUAAUGUGGCCUCAAGAAAGUGUAGUAAGAUUUACUUACUCCUCCAUUUAUGCUUGGGUUGCUUCACAUAUUUUUCGUUUUGUAACUUGCUGCUUCUAUUGUAGCCCUCAGAUGUAGCCCACCUAUGCAAUACAGUGGGAUUGCAAAUGUGAUGAAUAGGAUCAUAUUGCUUUAUCUUACAGAUGGGGGAGCGGGGGCAGGAAAAGAUCAAUUUUAAAUUUCUCUGUUAAAGGAAAGCUAGUGGGGCCAGGGACGGAGGUUCUCAUCAGUCCCAUUCCUACACUAGUUUUCAUUUGCACAUUUUUAAUAGAUAAGAGACCACUCAAAAAAACAACAGUCCUUUGCCUUUUUUUCUGAAAUGUUCCACUCCAUUCUAUUUGCCCUACACUUCCCUGUCAUUCUGCUGCAUGUUUAUAUACAGUUGAAAUGUAACUCCAUGAGACUAUUUCCCAAACACUUGAUGACAAUGUACAAGUAAAAAAUGAUCCAACACUUCCUGGAAUCCCGAUUUACUUUUGGAUGAGCAAAUUUCUCACAUUUAUUUGCAGAACCCAAUACAUCUUUGAUCUUGGCACCUGUGUAUGCCAGCAUUCUCCCCACAAUAUAUUUCCCCCUUCAGUCCACCAUAGGAGUUGACGGGCAAGGAAAUCUCCAAAGUGACUUUGAUUUCUGAGAAUAGUAAUAGUACUUAUAAUUCUGGACACAUGGUAGCAGAAGCAGUAAAUCAGCCCUCUAUGAAUUGACUGAUGGAUUUUGGUCAGGUGACCCUGAUGGCAGCUUUUGAACAGACUCAGACUGCUAGUACACUUCCAAGAGUCAAUGAACUUUGUGGAAGAAAGAUUGCCAGAUCAACAUUCUAGCCUUGGCAUAGCAUUGCCUUACUAAUUUGGGAUACCUCAUCAUUUUGGAUUUGCUGUUUCAAGGUUCCUAUGCUUGGAGCCCAAGGAAUAUACAUAGGAACACAUUCCAUGAGCUGGGGUGGGGAAAGGAUGCUCCUUUUGCCAAGUUGUUCAUUUGCAAUAGAUCACUAUGUACAUUUGGCAAUUUUGCCAUUUAUGAUUCAAUUUGUAACACUGCUGGAUGUUCUGGUACCAGGCCUUGGGGGAAUUUGUUGCAGCUGACUUAAUGUAGUCUUCAUGAUGACUUGUGUUUUUUGGUCAUACAUUGGCAAUUUCUAGAUUUUCCCUGCCAAUGAGACUACCUAGGUCUCAUAACUUCCUUUUUCUUUUUUUCAAGGAGUAGAUAAGGAGAUAACAGCUUCAGUGAUGCUGUUCCAUACAUGAAAGUUGAGAGCUGGCUCAGAAGCCAUUGAGGGCAGGUGGACAGUUGUGGGCAUUUUUGAAAUAAUGGCUUGUUGUUUUGAAAAUGAAAAAAAUAAAAUCCACUACACAAGGUUACCCAAAGAUACAUUUGUAAUCUCAUUUUAAGAUUUGGUACCUGGAUGUUUGUCAUAAAAUGACUCCAACAGUUUGAAAUUGUGAAAAAUUAAAAAUAAAACUUCAACUGUGGUAGACCUCCAGACUCAGCCGUAGUAAGUGUGCCCCUUUUCAAAUGAGAGUGCUCUUAUCUUUUAAAUAAAGCCUCAGAAUUAAAGGGGAUCCUCUACUAGUAAUAGAUAAUACCUACUUAUAACAGCUGGGAACAAUGGAAGAGAAGAGAGGAAAGAAAGCAUUUUGUCUGGUGAAGGAAGAUUUGUAAGCUGUUUAGAUGAAAACGCUUGACCAUUGUAAGUCAGGUGCUAUAGGGUGCCUUAAUUUGCCCAUCUCUAAAACCUCAACGUUCCUAAAGUACAAAAAGAGGAAGAGGAAAACUCUGGCCAGUCUGCUACACUAUUUUCUACUGAUUCCACUUUUGUAUAGAUGGAAAUCUAUACAUAAUGAAUUGGACUUCUGACUGUCUUUGCAAGGCUUCUCUCCCUUUCACAUGUAUUGUGAAUUUCAAGUUAUGUCUUUGAAAACAUUCAGCUCCUGGACUGUGUCUCUGCACUCUGUACUAUAUUAGGUUGCUCUACUGGCCAAUCUUUUGGCCACAGGUUUUCAUGAUAUUAUGCAGUAAUAUUCCAGUAUUUGAGAUGGGAACCUACUCCUAAAUGCUGAGAUGGUGGUGUACAAACCAGUGAACCAGUGUUCAAAUCAUGAGACACACAGUAAUCUGUAACUGGGAGUACACUUAUAUGCAGGAAAUCAAAGUGGCCACAAUGGAGAUUAAUGAAUGGUUGUGUGCACCCCAGCUGGAUUUGAUCUUAAGAUAGCUUCUUGUCCUUAGGCAUUUUUUCUUCUUCCUGACAUUAGCAAUAGCAAUAGCAGUUAGACUUAUAUACCGCUUCAUAGGGCUUUC